AGUUUUAGUUUCAUUUGUUUCAGAUGAUACCUGUUGCUGCAAAUGAUGUUGCUUUCUCGAUCCAUGCUGUUCUACUGACAGCAAUUACAUUGUUCCAGAAUGCAAUCUAUGAACGUGGGAGUCAGAAAGUGUCCAAGGUUUCUAUUGGAAUUGUCUCUGUUGCAUGGCUUGUUGCAGCAGUUUGUUUCUUUAUUGCUUUGCCGAAUAAUUCCUGGCUUUGGCUUCUCUCCGUCUUCAACACAAUUCAAGUAGUUAUGACUACUAUAAAGUACAUUCCUCAGGCAGUCAUGAACUUCCUGAGAAAAAGUACUGAUGGCUUCAGCAUUGGUAACAUUCUACUUGAUUUUUCUGGAGGAAUAGCAAAUUAUGGACAGAUGGUUGUGCAAUCAACAGAUCAAGAUUCAUGGGUCAACUUCUAUGGGAAUAUAGCAAAAGUGUUGCUAUCUUUGGUAUCUGUAUUCUUUGACAUUAUUUUCAUUAUUCAACAUUAUGUUCUGUAUCGUGGUAAAAAAUCCUCCAAAUUGGAGAUCACUACAGAGCAAGAAGAUCAAAUCAGAGAGCACCUUGUCAGAAAUUCUGAUCAAUCAUCACCAGAGAAUGUGUAAGAUAUGACUUACUUCAUAAUGUAUAUUAAACUUCCCAUUGUAUGUUAUUUGUAUCAAAAUCCAAUUAGGAUGUUUUUCUUAUCCCAUACAUCAGGGGCACCAUUUUGAUGGGAGCUUCAAUAAAUAUUGUAUAAGUUUUAAGAAUUUUAGGCCAGCAUUCUUUUAUACUAUUUUGUAUUACAAAUUUGUAUAUGACCAAGUGACUGGCAUGUAUUAUCAAGCUACUCAAUUACCUACUGGUGUUUGUGGCCGUUUGAAAUUUUCCCACGA
Molecule: messenger RNA, 875 nt
Organism: Glycine soja
Lineage: Eukaryota; Viridiplantae; Streptophyta; Magnoliopsida; Fabales; Fabaceae
Product: cystinosin homolog
Exons: 6
Coding region: 24-605 (193 amino acids)
Biological process (GO): L-cystine transport
Cellular component (GO): vacuolar membrane
Molecular function (GO): L-cystine transmembrane transporter activity
Source: RefSeq, a predicted model, not a curated record